Struthio camelus australis is the source of this 652-nucleotide messenger RNA. The record is from RefSeq and is a predicted model, not a curated record. NCBI's taxonomy places the organism in Eukaryota, Metazoa, Chordata, Aves, Struthioniformes, Struthionidae.
CAGCACAUGUGAAACAAGUAGCCUAAUGGAGAUGCGGGCAGUGAAUUCCUGCGUCUUGCACUUUCUAUCCUUCUGGCCAUCUCUGGGCAUCUGUCAUCAUCACCAUGUGCUGCUAGAGAUGAGCUUCUCCGCCAGGAGGAAGGGCCUGCUGGAGAAGACAGGAAGGGCCCUAUCUGAUCGUUAUCUGGAGCGGACAAAAGCCAUGCGUUGCUUUUUCCUUUUGACGUGUGCAAUUAGCUUGGCUCGUGUGGAAGAAACAUGUCAAGAGGUCUCGUGGGCACCAGGGUUUCCUUGCAUUCAGCCAUGGGCAGCGGUUGCAGGGAAUGGUUUUCUCUCCUUCUCUCCUGGGAUCCCUCAGCAGGGCAGAAGGUGUUUCCAUCCAUGGAUCUUCCUCGGGAAAGACUGCCGUUUCAUGGGGAGAACAAAGGAAUUAAGGGUGGAUGGAGCUUGCUGCUGCCUGCUGGGAGCCCCUUUGUGGAGGGCCGGGCACCGGGGACUCCUCUCCCUGGUGCAGGAGCGGCUGCUCCGGGAGCGCAGAAACGCCGCCCUGUGCAUUGGCACGCAGGUGUGCUCAUACCUACAUACACAGCGUGCCAUCGCCUGUCCCUCCCCAGCAGCAAAUUCAGCUGCUUUCUGCCAUUGCAUUAAAUAG